CGACAAACGUUCACAAUCCACAAAACAGUUUCGAUUCCAUUGAAUUUACAAGUUAUUACGUGUAACUAGUUAUAAUUGGAAGUUUUUCUAAUUUGAAUACCCUUUAUAUGAAAUUCGUUUGAACGAAUUUUUUUAAAAACAAAGUUUUCUUAAUGGACAAAUAGUAUUUUUGAGUUGAGUUUCAUUCUUAGCUGUGCUCCAAGAGUUUACGCAGAUUUGCGAUUAUAAAUAACUUUUUAAAUGGCCGUCUCUUUGUGUGUACUACGUAUUGAAAUAGACGAAGAACUGUCCGAAAUGGCAGACGGUGUUAACAAUGACGCCUCUAAGGACCAGAAAAAAAAGGACCGAGGAGCAAGGGAAUCCAAAACCAUAACAGUUGAAACAUAUGCUAGUAUUCUUAGUGGACCCAACACUGACCCAGGCAUACUACCUACAAGUUCCCGCCGCUCACCUCCAGAGUCCAGCAGUAUAUCUGAAGAUGAUAACACUAUUAGUUUUUUCUGUGGAAAUCCACUAGUUGAAAUUACUAAGGGCAUAUUACACUUGUACAAGGAAAAUGAAAUGAAAGAAGCAGAAGAAGCCAAGACACUUUGCCUACUCGCAGUUCCUGGUGCUUUAGGUGCACCUGACCUGCUUGCAUUUGCUGCAGCUUGUCAACAGGAUAUUGCACAUGUGAGGGUUCUCAGAGAUGGUUCACCUGAUCAUUACAUGGCACUAUUAACAUUUCGCACUAGUCAAGCAGCUCGAGAAUUCCAUGGGGCUUUUGAUGGGGUUCCAUAUAGUAGUUUGGAACCAAAUGCACUGUGUCAUACAGCCUGGGUGUCAAGGGUUGAAUGGGCAAAGGAUGGUUCCCCACCACCAUCACACACUGAGCUCCCUACUUGUCCUGUUUGUUUGGAGCGCAUGGACGAGAGCGUGGCGGGCGUGCUGAGCGUGCAGUGCGCGCACGCCUUCCACGCGGAGUGUCUGGCGCGCAGUCGCGACCUGCGCUGCCCCGUGUGCCGCUGCGCGCAGACCCCCGAGCCGAGGGCGAGCGCGCGCUGCCAGCUCUGCGACGCGCCCCACCGAGGUACUGUCCCUAGUGUGUACCGUGAGCGUGCCGCGGGGACGCCGGCCGCUGCCUUCGUUGGCGUCCCGACUUCUGAUAUUUGACAGUAAAGGAGAUUGCCCAUUCUUGGUUUCGUGUUGUGCUACGAUCAAAUAUAUAUUAAAAAUUAAGUUUUUAGCCCAUUCUUGGUUUCGUGUUGUGCUACUAUCAAAUAUAUAUUAAAAAUUAAGUUUUUACUUUUAAAAAUUUCCUCAAAAAUAUUAAGUUAUAACUUCGCCGGGUAUAGAAGAUUAAAAUAAUUAGUAACUUACAAACUUCUAACCUAGUAGUAGUUCAAUUUUCCCAAUGAAAAGGCAAAGAUAAUAUAUCAUACAGCCUAAUCUUUAAAAAAAUAUGAUAUUAUGGAGUGAUAUG
Messenger RNA from Bombyx mandarina (wild silkworm), 1462 nucleotides. RefSeq names its product BRCA1-associated protein. NCBI's taxonomy places the organism in Eukaryota, Metazoa, Arthropoda, Insecta, Lepidoptera, Bombycidae. Gene Ontology annotation, cellular component: cytoplasm. Gene Ontology annotation, biological process: protein ubiquitination; Ras protein signal transduction. The record is from RefSeq and is a predicted model, not a curated record. Gene Ontology annotation, molecular function: ubiquitin protein ligase activity; zinc ion binding.